GCGCCUUCUAAUUGAGCAGCUCCGCUCGUUAACGUUAGAAUUGCCGCGUGCUGCAAAGCCGUUGGGCACGACUGCCUUUUCCUCCCUUCGGCUCUUGCUUACGAAGAGCCAACAACUGGCACCUCUUACAUGCGGCCACAAAGAUUCAGGCGUUACACAGCCGGCCAAAAACCUUGACGCUCUGAUGCCUGAGGGGCUCUUCCUGCUGCCCAGAUGUUGGCCCUCAAGCUAGUUCUCCCACUGCUUCCUUCCAUGAACGCCACCUCACUACCCAUCAUAUUUUUUUCCUCUUGUCUCUUCUCUUGCAGGUGUCACAUGGGGAACCUUCUUAAAGUGUUGACUUAUAACGACCUUGAACAAGGCCCUAAUUUUUUCCUUGACUUUGAACAUGCUCAGCCCACAGAAGCCGAGACAGCUGUGUGGAACCAGGUCAACGCAGUGCUAGAGGAGGCACAGACCAUCCUGGCUGAACUGCAGUCCUACACGGGGGCUGGCCUGGAGAUUAGAGAGGCAAUCCAAAACCCCAAUGACCUCCAGCUACAGGAGAAGGCCUGGAAUGCAGUGUGCCCUCUAGUGGCAAAGCUGAAACGCUUCUAUGAGUUCUCUCUUCGACUGGAGAACGCUCUGCGCAGCUUGCUGGAAGCUCUGACUAGCCCGCCCUAUGCCCCGACUCAGCACCUGGAGAGAGAACAAGCCCUAGCAAAGCAGUUUGCAGAAAUCCUACACUUCACCCUCAGCUUCGACGAGUUCAAGAUGACCAACCCUGCCAUCCAGAACGAUUUUAGCUACUACAGAAGAACCCUCAGCCGAAAUCGCAUUAACAAUUUACAGUUGGAUGCCGAGAGUGAUGUUAACAAUGAAAUGGCCAACAGGAUGUCUCUCUUCUACGCAGAGGCCACGCCUAUGCUUAAAACUCUAAGCAACGCCACAACCAAGUUUGUUUCAGAGAACAAGACCCUCCCCAUUGAGGACACAACUGACUGUCUAAGCACCAUGGCCUGUGUCUGCAGGGUGAUGCUGGAGACGCCGGAAUACAGGAGCCGGUUCACCAACACCGAGACCCUUCUCUUCUGCAUGCGAGUGAUGGUUGGAGUCAUUAUCCUCUACGAUCACGUUCACCCCGUGGGGGCUUUCGCAAAGACCUCCAAAAUCGAUAUGAAAGGAUGCAUCAAAGUCUUGAAAGAUCAGCCUUCAACCAGCACAGAGGGGCUCCUGAACGCACUGAGGUACACCACCCUGCACCUCAACGACGACACCACAUCCAAGCAGAUCCGGGCCCUGCUGCAGUGAGCGCCUCGAGAGCGGUAGGGUGGCGGGGGGGUCUGUCCGGCUGGGGCCUGGAGGCUUCACUUAGAACUGUCAGCGGAAAAUUUUAAAUGUUGCCAUGUUGCUAUAAAUAACCAUGAUCAUAUUCCUCAUUUUGUAAAGAAAGGGAAAAAGUUUUUAAAAAAUAAAAAUACAGAAAUACAAGAACAAACUAAGCAGCCCACAAAGCCACCCUCCCCAACGUGUUUCUCCCCCCGCCCCCCGCCUCCCUCCAAAAAAGAUCAGUGUCCAACUCUGGCAGGCUGUGUGUCACCCACUCUGUGCGUCUCCGUUCCCCCCCCCCCCCCCCAAAUCAGUGGUGCCGUGACAUGCCCAGUUCUUAGCCUGCCUGAGCUUGGGGUGGGGGCUAGGGGAUGGAAGCCCAGGAGCAGGGGGGCGUCCCAUGGUUCCCACAGGGGUACAAUGUAGGGUCACUUUAUCUGGACUACGCCCCCCAAGUGCGAAGGGAGGGGUCCAGGGCGGGGCCAGCACGAAGCCGCCCCUCCUGACAGAUGUAAAUAACGUGCGUGAAUCACUCCAAGGGUCCGGCUGUGACCAUGAUGAUGAUGAUGAAGAAAAAGGGCAUCAUCUUUAAAUCCUCCUGCACUGAGUCCAUUGAAAAUAGCUCGGUGGCACCUUUUAGAUUUUUAAUAUAAAACAAUUAAAAUCCACUCACCUGUUAUUUUGUACAUUUUUGUGUGAAAUAAAAUAACAUUUAAUCUGUUUA
Molecule: messenger RNA, 2032 nt
Organism: Malaclemys terrapin pileata
Lineage: Eukaryota; Metazoa; Chordata; Testudines; Emydidae
Product: CYFIP-related Rac1 interactor A-like
Exons: 10
Coding region: 214-1290 (358 amino acids)
Biological process (GO): regulation of actin filament polymerization
Molecular function (GO): small GTPase binding
Source: RefSeq, a predicted model, not a curated record